This is a messenger RNA of Trifolium pratense (red clover), 1312 nucleotides long. RefSeq names its product zinc finger protein 4. The transcript is spliced from 2 exons. The record is from RefSeq and is a predicted model, not a curated record. Gene Ontology annotation, biological process: negative regulation of abscisic acid-activated signaling pathway. Lineage: Eukaryota; Viridiplantae; Streptophyta; Magnoliopsida; Fabales; Fabaceae. Bases 420 to 1160 code for a protein of 246 amino acids.
CUGUGUUUAAUCAUAUGAAUGAAAAUCUAGGUACAUUUUACUCUAAAUUUGACAAGGUAGAAGAUGAAACAAGUACUCCCUCUGGCCACAAAUAUAAGCAAAACUGUACUUUUCAGAUUCAUUGAAUAACUGAUGUAUUUGGUCUGUAUCAUGGUCUAGACCAGAUACAUCAGUUAUCCGAUGAAUCUGAAAAGUGCAAUUUUGCGUAUAAUUGUGGCCGGAGGGAGUAUAUAUCUGCAUGCAAUUCUUUUGUUUUUGAUAUGUUGAUGUUGUUAGUUUUUUGUAUUAAUGUUUCUGUUUUUCUCUAUCUUGUGUGCUGAAAAUGAGGUCACUCUAUCUCCUUUUGCUGGUUUUUCUCUCUGAGUAAGGGACUGAGAUGCACUUGAUUAUGGAUACAAUAAAAUUUUCACUGCUAAAGCAUGAAACAAAACAUUGAUCUUGAAGUAGAAGCUUAUGCAGAAUAUGAAUCUGAUAUUACAAGCCAAGUUGCUUCUAAUGUAUCAACUCAAGAAACCUCUUCCAACAUAUCAAAUCCAAUAGGGAUUAAUCUUAAUCAUCCUAAUUUAGAUGAUAAUGAUAUAUCUCUUGACUUAACUCUCAACUUCAAGAACAAUGAGUUAAGGGAUUCAAAUUCAAUAGGAUUCUCGAUCUCAAGCACUUCUGAGAGCAGCAAUGAACCUGCAUCAGCAACAAUUCAAAGAGUUUUCUCAUGCAAUUACUGUCAGAGAAAGUUUUUCAGCUCACAAGCUCUUGGUGGACACCAAAAUGCACACAAAAGAGAAAGAACAUUAGCAAAAAGAGCUAUGAGAAUGGGAAUUUUUUCUGAUAGGUAUAAUGCUAGUUUAGCAUCUCUACCUUUACAUGGAUCUUUUAGAUCAUUAGGGAUAAAAGCACACUCUUCAAUGCACUAUGGUUACUCAGUACCAACAACAAUUCGGCCUCAUAAUCAUCAUGAGACGAAAAACAAUACGAAAUUCGAACAAGGGUGUGUUGGUUUUCCAAUAUUCUUGGAAGAUGAGGAGUCAGAGUUGUUAUGGCCUGGUAGUUUUCGACAGGCGUCCGAGGCAGGUGAUGAUGGACAACAGAAUUUCAUACUCACUGAGAUGAAUCCAUCUGUAGACAGAGAAAAAUCUACACCUGAUUUGACAUUGAAACUUUGAAGAUUUGGCUUUGAAAUGAGUUUUCAGCAUUAAUAUUAUUUUACUUUUGUAUAGUAAGACUUGUAUGAAAAUUGGUUACUACUACACUUGUUGGUUUUUCUAUUAGGAGUCUUUGUUUUGGUAUUUUGUUAUGUGUGUUUCUCAUUGUAUAA